Molecule: messenger RNA, 1163 nt
Organism: Mycena citricolor
Lineage: Eukaryota; Fungi; Basidiomycota; Agaricomycetes; Agaricales; Mycenaceae
Source: the annotation of a GenBank genome assembly
ACACUGCCUUUCAGCGUUUACCAGUGACAUCUUCCAGAUUGCUUCCCAUGUCGCGCGUCUCCCCAUUUCCCCAUCUUUCGCACAUUCGAUGGCCCAGUCCCAGUUAUCCUGUCCCUAUGGUGGUGGACCCCCAACGAACACUGAUGUCAGUGGAGUCGGUGUCCGCUUCUCUUUUUACCUCCAGACUCUGUUUCUGAGUCUCCUCUGCGCGCGAUCGAGCGAGAUUAGCGAGAUUAUGAACGCCUUGUACACCUUGAUGUUCACAAACAUGGCAAUGGCAGUGACGGCGCUCAUUCUGGGAUUUGAGGCUCAGCCAGAGAUAAGCUUCCCUGACGGCCUCGUGAUAUCGUACCUGCUCAGCCUCUCCACCCUUGCGAUCGUCGUGUCAUUCCCCGCCUGCGCCAGACACUCCCUCAACGACAAAAAACUGACCGGCUUUUUCAUCCUGCACUGCCUGGCGGUCUUUGGGUGGGGAUUCUCACUUCUGAUUUCCGCACCCACCUUUGGCAACGCACCGUUGUGCAACUCCAACGCCGUGGUGGCAAUCUUCCAUCCCUUCCGAGCCCUGCCGGCGGGGCGUGUCAUAGGACUAUUGGGCGUCUGUCUCGCACUCAUCUUCGUCGUGCUGCUGCUACUGAAAGAUCACAUGGCUUGGGCGGGGACUGUUGUGCCCGUGUGGAUCCUGCGCCGCGUGACAAUACAGAUCUCGGACGGUGCUGGGCAAUCGAUAGAUGCGAUGGAUGGCCCGUAUUCAGUUCCAGUGCAAAUGGGGAGGCGUCAGAACCACGGUCGAGGUUCCGCUCCACUUCGAAGCAGGCAAGGAGCUAGACCAGAACACCACUGGGAGGCAGGAAAUAAGCAAGGGUACGACCUGCAGAUCAUGUGGCCGAUGAUACUCAAUAUGGGUGUCACACUGGUGCUGUGGAUCCCCGCUGUGGUUAACACGGAGCUACUCAUUCGGUGGAAUAACCUGACAUCGGCGGCUGGAAGCUCGUCUUGGCAGUUUGGACAGGUCUUGCCAAUGUUCCUUGUCGUUCUACCACUCAUCGAUUUGAUCAACUCAUUCCGGAAGCACGGUAUUAAAACAAGCCACCGUGCUCUCGAGGUUUCUGCGCCGUAGCUGGUCUAGAUAAUGCGUGCAAUUCAAUCUGUCGUGUCUCAAA